CUUUAAAUUUGUAUGUAAAAAUGUUUCCAUUAGAAAAUGACGAACAAUUUUAUAACAUUCCAUGUGAAUUAUAUAAAAUCUACAACCGUUUUUUUUUUUCAUUUUAAAAUCAAUCGCCACAUAUAUUCUGUCAAUUACUUUUUAUUAUUUAAAAGUCAAAGUCGUAAUCUGUCACAUAUACGCACACAAAUACACAAAACAUAACCAAUACACACUUUGGUAGUGACAUUUUGCCAUUUACUAACAAGACAAGUUUUCAUUGUGCUUUUGUGAUAAAUUUUUACACCAUUAAAACGAAAAUUUGCCCUUUUUCAAUUCGGGGUGAUUUUCAAAAAUUAUAAAAGCACACUCGGAAAUUUGAGUGGAUUGAAUUUUUUUUUCGUAGCAGUUGAAGUGAAACAUCAACAAUGGGUGGACACGAUCACGGACACCAUAAUGCACCAUAUAUAGUCCCAAAACCAGAAAUCUACAACAAUCAAGUAGAAAAAAUAUCGGAACUGAGAAACUACCAAAAUGAAUUGGCCAAACGAGGUCUUAAAGAUCCAUGGAUAAGAAAUGAAGUAUGGCGAUACAACCAAAAAGUUUGGGGAAAUCCGAGACUGCGGAUGAUCAAAUUUAUAUUCACCGGUUUUCCCUUGGGUGCAGCCUGUGCUGCUGCCACAAUUGCUUACGAAGAAUAUUUUGAAGUUUACAAAGAUCAUCGUCAUGACGAACAUGCUCACCAUUAAACAAUAUUUUCCGUAAUCAAUUGUAGAUGAAGUCAGUUAAGAAAAUUUGAUGAAUAGAUCUUUUCAAAUAAAUCAUCAAAGUACCAAGUUAA
Molecule: messenger RNA, 820 nt
Organism: Contarinia nasturtii (swede midge)
Lineage: Eukaryota; Metazoa; Arthropoda; Insecta; Diptera; Cecidomyiidae
Gene: ND-B12
Product: NADH dehydrogenase [ubiquinone] 1 beta subcomplex subunit 3
Exons: 3
Coding region: 408-728 (106 amino acids)
Biological process (GO): electron transport chain; mitochondrial respiratory chain complex I assembly
Cellular component (GO): mitochondrion
Source: RefSeq, a predicted model, not a curated record